AUGUCCGACAGAAGACAAUCGGUUGCGCCCAGUACAUCAUAUCGGUGGAGAUCUCGAUCUACAGCGGUAGAGGAAGCAGAUCCAUCGCCCCUAACAGAAGUGAAAAUAUUUUCAAACGCCUUUCGAACAGCUAGUAUAGCGACUGGACAUCUUCGAAGGGUUACAAAGAUGUUUAGUAUUGAUAAAACAAAGGAAGUUAUCAGGGUGGCUUUGGAGGAUAGUGACUGUGUAGAGUACGUCCGACUUGCUUGCGAACAUGAAGACCUAGUUAAAGAAUCGAAGCAACUUAGGGGAUUUAUUUUGGAGUUGUGUGAACGCUAUGAAGCCGCCAGAUCUCUGGAUCCACUCAGGAGGUAUAAACGAAUGCAAUCAAUGGCCAAAACUAUUGUCUUGCAGUUGAGAGUUAAUGAGCCAUCAACAAGUGCUGUUAAUGAUCUGGGAAACGGAACCUGCGAUGCUAGUGGAAAAGGAAAUGGAAGCCUUAUUGUUGGAGACGUUCUUCAAUCUACAGUAAAACAGAAAGAAAUGCGCUUAAAACACGAGAAAAUCGCCAAAGCUCUGUCAACGGAGCAACUUCAGUCAGAUAUCGCCAGAUUCAAUGCUGAAAUAAAGGACCUUCACAAUCGCAUAGAUGCAAUCACUGAAGCCAUCAACAAUAUUGAUGUGAUGUAUAAUUCAACGAAAACGGAACCGUUUGUUAAGCGAUAUGCCAUUCUGAAAGAGGUCAUUAAAGAUGUCCAAAAGUUUGCUGAUCUAAAUGCUGAUUACACCUGA
This is a messenger RNA of Rodentolepis nana, 774 nucleotides long. The record is from the annotation of a GenBank genome assembly. Lineage: Eukaryota; Metazoa; Platyhelminthes; Cestoda; Cyclophyllidea; Hymenolepididae.